AACAAAGGAUAUUCAUAAACAUGAAUGUCUUGAACCAAUGGGUUUAGAAAAUGGAUUAUUAAAUAAUGCUCAGUUGUCAUCUUCAUCAUUUCAUGAUUGGAACCAUGGUGCAGAAGAUGCUCGAAUUGGUCAAAACAGUUGGGUUGCUGGAAAGUUAGAUGAUAACCAAUAUUUACAAAUCAAUUUCUUAGAACCAAGAAAUAUAUCAGCAGUUGUUACUCAAGGACGAGAAGACAUUGAACAAUGGGUAACUGCUUAUUCAGUAUCUUACAGUAAUGAUGGAACGAAUUGGAAUUCAAUAUUAGAUGAAAAAGGAAAUCCACAGAUUUUUCCAGGAAAUUUUGAUAGUGUUACUAAAACAACUGCUUAUCUGCCUCAAAUGCUUCGAGCCCAAUACAUAAGAAUAAUACCAAAAAGAUGGAAUAACUGGAUAAGUUUAAAGCUUGAGAUUUUAGGUUGCUUUCAUCCUUAUUUAAGUGUAAUGCCAACAACAAUUGGAGAAUCUGUGCUUUCUAAUAAAGUGACAACUGUUGAACCUUAUUCAACAUGCAGAGAACCAAUGGGUUUAAGAGACAAACUCUUACCAGAUCAUUUGCUAUAUGUAUCAUCAGCAGUUGUAAACAGUGGUGCAUCACGUUUGCGACUAAAUACCAUUACAGAAAAUGGAAAAACUGGUGGUUGGGUUCCAGGCAUGGAAGAUGAGCAUCCUUAUGCACAAAUUGAUUUUGUUAAACCUUCUACUUUAACUGGUAUUAUAACCCAAGGUAAAGUAAUAAUUUAA
Messenger RNA from Centruroides sculpturatus (bark scorpion), 781 nucleotides. Its product is annotated as EGF-like repeat and discoidin I-like domain-containing protein 3. The record is from RefSeq and is a predicted model, not a curated record. NCBI's taxonomy places the organism in Eukaryota, Metazoa, Arthropoda, Arachnida, Scorpiones, Buthidae. The transcript has 6 exons. Bases 38 to 781 code for a protein of 247 amino acids.